Messenger RNA from Thamnophis sirtalis, 1384 nucleotides. Lineage: Eukaryota; Metazoa; Chordata; Lepidosauria; Squamata; Natricidae. The record is from RefSeq and is a predicted model, not a curated record.
GAUCCUUACUAUAGAUUUAAUGAUCUGGCCUACAGAUGGAUCUCUUUGGAUAACUGGACAUAUAGCAGAACAUUCAAAGCUCCUUUGAAUAUCAGCACAUGGCAAAAAGUGAUAUUGGUUUUUGAGGGGGUAGAUACGGUAGCACAGAUUGUGAUAAAUAACGUAACUGUUGGAAAGACGGAUAACAUGUUCCAGACAUAUAAAUUUGAUGUUACUGAUGUGAUCAAGGAAAGCAACACAAUCCAAGUUCAUUUUUUGUCUGCUAUUUUAUAUGCUACACAACAAAGUAAAAUGCACCAAUCGUAUAAAGUGCCUCCAGAAUGUCCCCCACCUGUGCAAAAAGGAGAAUGUCACGUGAACUUCAUCAGAAAGGAGCAGUGCUCAUUCAGCUGGGACUGGGGUCCCUCUUUCCCCACUCAGGGUAUUUGGAAGGAUGUCAGAAUUGAAGCCUAUAAUCUUUAUCACCUUGUCUACUUCUCUGUGACUCCUUUCUAUGAGCGAAAUAUUCAUCAGUGGCACCUUCAGAUAGAGUCAAAGUUUGAUGUUGUCAGCAAAAAGCCAAUUGCUGGAUUUGUGGCUGUGGAUAUUCCUGAGCUGAGGAUCCAGCAGAUGUUCACUGGGAAACUUCUUCCUGGAGAAGGCACUAUUGUGUUGCUCGUAAAUGUCAGCAAGGUUUAUUUUCGGACAGUAGAACUGAUAGAGGAACCUAUUCCUGAUUCACCCGGUUUGAGUUUUUAUUUCAGAAUAAAUGGACGGCCCAUUUUUAUGAAAGGCUCUAACUGGAUUCCGGCUGAUUCUUUUCCUGACAAAGUGAACUCCAAAAUGUUACGGCUCUUAUUGCAGUCAACAGUUGAUGCCAAUAUGAAUAUACUUCGAGUUUGGGGAGGAGGCCUGUAUGAGCAAGAUGAAUUCUAUGAGAUCUGUGAUGAACUAGGAAUCAUGAUUUGGCAAGACUUUAUGUUUGCGUGUGCCCUUUAUCCAACCAACCAAGACUACUUAGACUCAGUAAGAGCCGAAAUUACUCAUCAGGUAAAGCGACUGAAAUAUCACCCGUCCAUCAUUUUAUGGAGCGGGAACAAUGAAAAUGAAGUUGCACUUUCCACCAAUUGGUUCUCCAUUCCAAAGGCACAGAUGAAUCUUUAUUUCAAAGAUUAUGUGACACUUUAUGUUGAUAAUAUCCGAGAAAUUGUUUUUGCUGUAAGUACCAACUUUUUUUCCCCUCUUAUGAGAUCUAAAAAGGGCCGGCAUUUUAGUUGGUUUUGUGUUCUGAUAAAUGAUGACUUUCCUUCAGAUUUUGGAAAUGAGUAGAUUGUUUUAAAUAAUUUUGCAAACAUUAAAGAUGCACUAGAUGAAAUCUGGAAACAUCUGUUUCCUUUGAGUCCUG